Dictyostelium discoideum AX4 is the source of this 4401-nucleotide messenger RNA. It is a transcript of the gene abcG10, whose product is annotated as ABC transporter G family protein. The record is from RefSeq and is a predicted model, not a curated record. Gene Ontology annotation, molecular function: ATPase-coupled transmembrane transporter activity; ATP hydrolysis activity; ATP binding. The coding region runs from base 1 to 4401 and encodes 1466 amino acids. Lineage: Eukaryota; Evosea; Eumycetozoa; Dictyosteliales; Dictyosteliaceae. Gene Ontology annotation, biological process: transmembrane transport. Gene Ontology annotation, cellular component: membrane. The transcript is spliced from 7 exons.
AUGUCUGAUGAUUAUGAACUAAAGGAAUUGCAGCCGCCUGAGGGUGCGAACUGCAAUUAUAAUAUCAAUACACCUCAAUAUGAAAAUAACAACAAUAAUAAUAAUAAUACAAGUGGUAAUGAAUCACCAAAUAUUUUAAAUAGUGAAAAUCAAUUCAAUCAAGUUGCAAAUGAAUUAGAAAAUGAUUCAAAACAAUUCUUUUCAAAUCAAGACCCUGAAAUGAAUGUUGAACAUUCUAAUGUUGCACAAAAUGAACAAGAUUUUAAACUACGUAGUUAUUUUGAAAAUUCUCAACGUAUUGCUUUAGGAAAUGGUCAAAAACCAAAGAAAAUGGGUAUUUCAAUUAGAAAUUUAACAGUUGUUGGAAAAGGUGCAGAUAUAUCAGUAAUUUCAGAUUUAUCAACACCAUUUGUAACUAUUUUUAAUUUAUUUAGACCAUCAACAUGGAGGAAAUCAAGUGGUAGCACAUUUGAUAUCUUACAUGAUGUUACUUUAUUUAACCGAGAUGCUGAAAUGCUUUUAGUAUUAGGUCGUCCAGGCGCUGGCUGCUCAACAUUAUUACGUGUAAUUUCAAACCAACGUAGUUCUUAUGUUAGUGUAUCAGGUGAUGUAACUUAUGGUGGUAUUAACUCUGAUGAAUGGAAAAAUUUUAAGGGUGAAAGUAUUUAUACUCCAGAAGAGGAUACUCAUCAUCCAACAUUAACAGUUCGUGAAACAUUGAAUUUUGCAUUAAAAUGUAAAACUAUUCAUAAUCGGUUACCAGAUGAAAAGAAAAAAACUUUUAGAAAAAAAAUUUAUGAUUUAUUAGUAGGAAUGUUUGGUAUUUCAAAACAAUCUGAUACUCUUGUAGGUAAUGAAUUUAUUAGAGGCUUAUCAGGUGGUGAACGUAAAAGAUUAACCAUUACUGAAGCAAUGGUAUCAUCUGCUUCAAUUACUUGUUAUGAUUGCUCAACACGUGGUCUUGAUGCUGCAUCAGCAUUAGAUUAUGCAAAAUCAAUUCGUAUUAUGUCAGAUACAUUACAUAAAACAACAAUUGCAUCAUUUUAUCAAGCAUCAGAUUCAAUUUUUAAUUUAUUUAAUAAUGUUGCAAUUUUAGAAAAGGGUAGAUUAAUUUAUUUUGGACCAGUUGGUUUAGCAAAACAAUACUUUCUUGAUUUAGGAUUUGAUUGUGAACCACGUAAAUCAACACCUGAUUUUUUAACUGGUGUAACUAAUCCACAAGAACGUAAAGUACGUCCAGGUUUUGAAGGUCGUGCACCAGAAACUUCAUCAGAUUUUGAAAAAGCUUGGAAAUCUUCUGAUCUCUAUCAAGUUAUGCUUCAACAACAAUUGGAAUAUGAAAAAAAGAUUGAAUUGGAACAACCAUCAACUAAUUUCAUUGAACAAAUUAGAAAUGAAAAUAGUAAAACCAAUCCAACAAAAUCAAUUUAUACAACAUCUUAUUUCACUCAAGUUAGGGCAUUAAUAGCAAGAAAUUCUCAAAUCAUUUGGGGUGAUAGAUUUGCAUUGAUUUCAAAAUAUAUUUCAAUCAUUGUUCAAACAUUUGUUUAUGCUUCAUUAUUUUAUAAUAUGAAAUCUGAUGUUACUGGUUUAUUUAACAGAGGUGGUGCAAUUUAUGCUGCAAUUCUAUUUAAUGCUUUUGUAAGUGCUGGUGAAUUAGGAUUAACCUUUUAUGGAAGAAGAAUUUUACAAAAACAACAUUCUUAUGCAAUGUAUCGUCCAUCAGCACUUCAUAUUGCAAUGGUUAUAACUGAUAUACCAUUAACUGCUAUUCAAGUAACAAUUUUUUCAGUUAUUGUUUACUUUAUGUAUGGUUUACAAGUUGAUGCAGGUAAAUUCUUUAUAUUUUUAUUUACAAUUUUUGGUUCAACUUUAUCGAUGGUAGCAUUUUUUAGAGCACUUGGUAAUCUUAGUCCAUCAUUGUAUGUCAGUCAAAAUAUAUUGAAUGUAUUUAUUCUGUUUAUGUUUACCUAUGGUGGUUAUUCAAUUCCAAAAAAUAAGAUGCAUCCAUGGUUUAGUUGGUAUUUUUGGAUUAAUCCAUUCUCAUUCCCCUAUAAAGCAUUGAUGGCAAAUGAAUUUGGUGAUAUGAAUUUCACAUGUAAUGAUCAAACUGCAAUUCCAAAUGGUAAUUACAUUGCAUCUAAUGGUAGUACAAUGUCUUAUCAAGAUCAAUAUAGAGCUUGUCCAUCUGCCGGUGCUAUCGAAGGUCAAAUGGUUAAUGGUGAAUUUUAUGUUGCUGGUUCAAACUAUAUAGAUGCUGCACUUGAUUUCAAAAGUGAUGACCGUACAUUAAAUGUCAUUAUCACUUUUUUAUGGUGGAUAUUUUUUGUAAUUAUCAAUAUGAUUGCUUUGGAAUUAUUCGAUUGGACAAGUGGUGGUAUGCCUCAUAAAGUCUAUAAAAGAGGAAAGGCUCCUAAAAUCAACGAUGACGAAGAAGAGAGACAACAAAAUGCAAUGGUUGAAAAUGCUACAAGUAAAAUGAAAGAUACUCUUAAAAUGAGAGAAAGUUGUUUCACUUGGAAUCAUAUUCACUAUACCGUUCAAUUAAAUGGCAAAGAUUUAUUAUUGUUAAAUGAUGUCGAAGGUUGGAUUAAACCUGGUCAAAUGACUGCAUUAAUGGGUUCAUCUGGUGCGGGUAAAACAACAUUACUCGAUGUAUUGGCAAAGAGAAAAACAAUGGGUACUGUCACUGGAAAAUGUUUAUUAAAUGGUAAAGAAUUAAAUAUCGAUUUUGAACGUAUCACUGGUUAUGUAGAACAAAUGGAUGUUCAUAAUCCUGGUUUAACUGUUAGAGAAGCUUUAAGAUUCUCUGCUAAACUUCGUCAAGAACCAACCGUAUCAUUGCAAGACAAAUAUGAAUAUGUUGAACAAGUUUUGGAAAUGAUGGAAAUGAAACAUUUAGGUGAUGCUUUAAUUGGUUCAUUGGAAACUGGUAUUGGUAUUUCAGUUGAAGAAAGAAAGAGAUUAACUAUUGGUAUUGAAUUAGUUGCAAAACCUCAUAUUCUUUUCCUUGAUGAACCAACAUCAGGUUUAGAUUCUCAAUCAAGUUAUAAUAUUGUAAAAUUCAUUCGUAAAUUAGCUGAUGCUGGUAUGCCAUUGGUUUGUACAAUUCAUCAACCUUCAUCGGUUUUAUUUGAAUAUUUCGAUCGUAUUCUUUUAUUAGCUAAAGGUGGUAAAACAGUUUACUAUGGCGAUAUUGGUGAAAAAUCAAAAACUCUUACAUCUUAUUUUGAACGUAAUGGUGUUAGAUCUUGCACUGAAAGUGAGAAUCCAGCUGAAUACAUUCUCGAAGCAAUUGGUGCUGGUACUAAUCCAGGUGUAUCAACAAUUGAUUGGCCAGAGGUUUGGAAACAAUCACCAGAGCUUCAGGAUGUUCAAGCAGAGUUGGCAUCUUUGGAAACAGCUGCAACUGUUCAAAUUUCAUCCGAUGAUCAAGAUCAUGGUCCUCCAAGAGAAUUCGCAACAAGUAUUUGGUAUCAAACAUGGGAAGUUUACAAACGUUUGAAUUUAAUUUGGUGGCGUGAUAUGAGUUAUGUUUAUGGUAUUUUCACUCAAGCUGCUGCAUCUGGUUUAAUUAUUGGUUUUACUUUUUGGAAUUUAGAUUUAUCAUCUUCAGAUAUGAAUCAACGUGUAUUUUUCAUAUUUGAAAUUCUUUUCUUGGGUAUUCUCUACAUCUUUAUUGCAAUUCCUCAAUUUUUAAUUCAAAAAGCUUACUUUAAGAAAGAUUAUGCCUCUAAAUUUUAUUCUUGGUGUCCAUUUGCCAUUUCAAUUGUCAUUGUUGAAUUACCUUUUGUUGCAGUCGCUGGAACAAUUUGUUUCUUUUGUUCUUUUUGGACAGCAGGUAUUUAUUACAAUGGUGAAUAUGAUUUUUAUUUUUAUAUAACUUUCAUCCUCUUCCUUUUCAUUUGUGUUUCACUUGGUCAAGUUGUAUCUGCCUUUUGUUUCAAUGUUAUGUUGGCUCAAACAAUUUUACCACUUUUAUUAGUAAUGUUAUUUCUUUUUUGUGGAGUACUCGUUCCUUAUGAACAAAUUCCAAACUUUUGGAAAUUCGUUUAUCAUUCAAAUCCAUGCCGUUAUUUCUUAGAAGGUGUUGUAACAUCAGUUUUAAAGAAUGUUUUUGUUGAUUGUUCAAAUGAAGAUUUAACCAAAUUCUCAAACCCAACAAAUUUAACCUGUAAAGAAUAUUUCAAGCCAACCUAUGGAAAUGUUCGUGCUGUUACCAAAGGCGAUGAAAGUGAAUGUGGUUAUUGUGUUUUUAAAUCAGGUGAAGAAUAUUAUAAAACUCUUGGUUGGUCUUAUGAAAACCGUUUAAGAAACUAUGGUAUUUUAUGGGCUUUCUUUAUUUUCAACAUAAUUAUGGUUGUUUCCUUUGUUUAUUUAACAAAAAAACCAAAUAGAUAA